Messenger RNA from Toxoplasma gondii ME49, 1596 nucleotides. RefSeq lists its product as hypothetical. The record is from RefSeq and is a predicted model, not a curated record. Bases 566 to 1162 code for a protein of 198 amino acids. The transcript has 2 exons. Lineage: Eukaryota; Apicomplexa; Conoidasida; Eucoccidiorida; Sarcocystidae.
GUCUUCUAGGCCGCUUGUGCAUCCUCUUGAAGCCUCGCUACACAUCACAAACUUAGCGUUAUUUAGGUUUGUUGCCACAGUCGGCCCUCCUCCCGGCAGGAUGCCCGCGGGUUUCUUCACGACCCACUACGCUUCAGGUUGCAGAUGUUGGACGAAACACAUACUUUUCAGACCGUUGCUUUGUUUUGCCUGCUAUCUCCAGCAUAUUUUCGUGCUAUAAAGUUCUUCUCCUGUCUGCUCCUUUUUUUGUCCCCUGGACACGCCGUCCCCUGAGGUACGUGGCGGCGCAAAAGACCAGAGGGGCCCGCCCCCCCGUCUCCGUACUCUUCGAUCUUCUUCCUUGCGGCUGUCACCAGAGCGCGGCAAAGAGAGUCUUUCUGCUUUUCUCUUCGCAAAAAAUCGUCUACGUUCAUGGAAGGCAUUUCUCUUGUCUCACAUUUUUUCCCGUCGUGGUCAAACGCGCAGACGAGAAGAAUCCGCGCACGAUGACGCCGCGCUCAGACGGUUGCCGUCUGCCGGCGGGAGGGAAUCCAGACUCUUAGUUGUAUCUUUGCAGGGCGUGACGAUGUCCAAGCUCGAGAAAACACAGGACCGUCAACACUCUGUACGCGAUAGACGUCAGCUAACAAUAACAGUGAGGCGGGGGCCGGGACGCAGCUGUGGAGGGACAUCCUCCCAGUCACCUGCUCACACUUGGGCAACUUGGGCACAGUCCAUUCUGGAACAACUUCGCUCCGCUGAAAAAAUGGAAAGAGUCUUUUCGUCGGAGGAAAAGCGACAGAAGAUGUCUAUGGGAAAGUUUCUGGGUCGCGCCUCAAACACCUUUAACAGAGGUCUGUAUAACUGGUGGGUUCGCCUGUCGCAACUACUGGCCGUUGCUGCGUUCGUCACCACGCUCGACGUGGACGUGCAGAACUCUCUCACUGAAGAACCCUCUUGUUUUCCAGCUUUCACUUGGGUCAUCGCUGCAGACCGCGACUCUCCUUUCCCCCCUUCAGAAGUUCAAGGACCCCCUUUCGUCCGUCCCAGCGUACGUGAAUUCCGGCUGGUUCACCGUGACGAGGCACCCUUCGCCGUGGGAUUUAUAAAGUGUAGCUUUCGCUUGGUGACGCCUGUGACUAGUGAUUCCUCUAACCUUUUGUAUCUUCUAGGGGGGUGUUGAACACAGUCAAACCGACGAAGUUGUUUUGCGUUGUCCGGACGCGGCAGUCACUUCAUAGGCUGCGGCGAGAUGCCCGCGACUUCAGCUUCAUCUAUUUACUCGCGAAUGCACAUACCUUUGCAUGCUGUAGAGGGUGAAGUUCACGGGUGAUCUACCCAAGUGCCCUUUGGUGGCCACCAACUGUAGGCUGUCUUAACUUGUUUCGAAAAGAGGCCCAUUCACUGAAGCGACGUGCGUAUCGUUUCACAUUCCGCCUGACUCAACCGUCCUACCUACCUGUCCAUACCUGUGUGUGCCUGUGUGCUCUACCUCGUGGCGUGGAUAUAAUUUCGUUCACGACGCCACGGUGCUAAUCGACCAUCUAUAUAAAAUUAUCAGAUGCAUACAUAGACCGGGCAAGGGGACGCUUCGUUGCCGUUUCAAGACAUCUGAGA